Molecule: messenger RNA, 9287 nt
Organism: Nycticebus coucang (slow loris)
Lineage: Eukaryota; Metazoa; Chordata; Mammalia; Primates; Lorisidae
Gene: GNA12
Product: G protein subunit alpha 12
Exons: 4
Coding region: 183-1325 (380 amino acids)
Biological process (GO): adenylate cyclase-modulating G protein-coupled receptor signaling pathway; Rho protein signal transduction
Cellular component (GO): brush border membrane; heterotrimeric G-protein complex
Molecular function (GO): GTPase activity; D5 dopamine receptor binding; guanyl nucleotide binding
Source: RefSeq, a predicted model, not a curated record
GCCGGGCGGGUGCGGGCCUCCGAGCGGCGGCGGCGGCGACGGCGACGGCGGACGCGGUCUGAGGGGAGCUGCGGACUGUCCGCGUGGGGCGUGGGGCGGCGCCUAGGCCCGGCUCGUGCUCGCCGGUGGGCGCGUCCAUGGCCCCCAGGCCCCGGCGGGGCGCGGCCGCGGCCUGAGGGGCCAUGUCCGGGGUUGUGCGGACCCUCAGCCGCUGCCUGCUGCCGGCCGAGGCCGGCGGGGCCCGCGAGCGCAGGGCGGGCGGGGCGCGCGACGCGGAGCGCGAGGCCCGAAGGCGCAGCCGCGACAUCGACGCGCUGCUGGCCCGCGAGCGGCGUGCUGUGCGGCGGCUGGUCAAGAUCCUGCUGCUGGGCGCGGGCGAAAGCGGCAAGUCCACGUUCCUCAAGCAGAUGCGCAUCAUCCACGGCCGCGAGUUCGACCAGAAGGCGCUGCUCGAGUUCCGCGACACCAUUUUCGACAACAUCCUCAAGGGCUCAAGGGUUCUUGUCGAUGCACGAGACAAGCUUGGUAUUCCUUGGCAGUAUUCUGAAAAUGAAAAGCAUGGGAUGUUCUUGAUGGCCUUUGAGAACAAGGCAGGGCUGCCUGUGGAGCCUGCCACCUUUCAGCUGUACGUCCCUGCUCUGAGUGCACUCUGGAGGGAUUCUGGCAUCAGGGAAGCUUUCAGCCGGAGGAGCGAGUUCCAACUGGGUGAAUCUGUGAAAUAUUUCUUGGAUAACUUGGACCGGAUCGGUCAGCUGAAUUACUUUCCUAGUAAACAAGACAUCCUGCUUGCUAGGAAAGCCACCAAGGGGAUUGUGGAACAUGACUUCGUCAUUAAAAAAAUCCCUUUCAAGAUGGUGGAUGUGGGUGGCCAGCGGUCUCAGCGCCAAAAGUGGUUCCAGUGCUUUGAUGGGAUCACAUCUAUCCUAUUCAUGGUGUCCUCCAGUGAGUAUGACCAGGUCCUCAUGGAGGACAGGCGCACCAACCGGCUGGUGGAGUCGAUGAACAUCUUUGAGACAAUAGUCAACAACAAGCUCUUCUUCAACGUCUCUAUAAUCCUAUUCCUCAACAAGACAGACCUCUUGGUGGAGAAGGUGAAGACGGUCAGCAUCCAGAAGCACUUCUCAGAUUUCAGAGGCGACCCACACAGGCUGGAAGAUGUCCAGCGCUACUUGGUCCAAUGUUUCGACAGGAAGAGACGGAAUCGCAGUAAGCCACUCUUCCACCACUUCACUACCGCCAUAGACACUGAGAACAUCCGCUUCGUGUUUCAUGCUGUGAAGGACACAAUCCUGCAAGAGAACCUGAAAGAUAUCAUGUUGCAGUGAAGGGAAGGCCUCUCUUGCUAUCAUCCCUGAACAGCCUGCAUGGCUGUUGGUCAGAUCACUUUGGUGUGUGUCAUCCAUACGGUUCUGGAGUGGGUUUCUCAGAUCGCUGCCAUCACAUGCCUGGCUCAAGAAUGCUGUCAAACCAGCCAGGCUGACAAGCUCCAGGCAGACAGACACGGAAACUUUGAUGUUAGCUACUGAAUCCUGGGGACGAGUGAAACUACUGAAAAUCCAAGUGAUCGCUUUGGUGUUAAUGUGUAAUACCUAAUAACACAGCUUUUUUCCUUUUACAGAAAUGUAAUUCUUUCUGACACAAUUCAGUUGAAGAGUGUGUGUGUCCGCACACAAAUGCUCUCUCUUUAAUGACAGAAACACAAAAACCAGCGAGCCUUGCAGAUGGCUUUUCUAACUUGCAGUUCUUCACUGCGACAAACUAACCUGAAAGCUUUGCUUAAUUGUAGCUUGUGAGAUCAAAUGCACGCUGAUGCUGCUAAACUCAGAGUGCCCGGGCCUGGCCCUACAUCCCCAGCCACAGUGUCUGAAUGCCAACUCCCAAAGAGAACACAUUGCCUUUUAAAACUCUUGUGCCAAUUUCCUAAGAGACUGUAGCCCAAGCCUAUUAGAUUGAGCUGCGGAACUAUGCCAAGGAUGCCUUCCCAUCAUUGAAGACAGGAUUGGGAGUUUUGCAGGACUGAACUGGCUUUAAUGCCCCUCUAGUAUGCUCGGCUUCUCCUGCCUUGCCAGAUUGCACAGCAGCACAGCGUGGAGUGAAGUGGAGAUAGGGACACUGACAGCGAAUGUUACUCUAUCUGUAUACACACAGUGGUGCUUUUCAUUUCUUAACUCCCUCCCAUUCCCCCUACCCAGUGGCAAAGACACACAAACGAAGUAGCAAGUAGCCUUGCAGAUGGCUUUGCUAUCUUCCUUGCAAGUCAUCUUCUGACACCUCAGUUGGCAGCAUGUGGCUUUCCCUCCUUUUGGAAAUAGUGGAGUGUUUCAUCUUCUUCUGAGGCUUCUGAAAGCUGGCAAGACUACUAGCAAAGCUUUUGUUAACAGUACAGCUGCUUGGCGAGUUUCUAACAGCUGACCUUUUUGAAAGCCCACAAACUGGAGAAAUCUGAGUUUCUCCAAACUGCCACUACACCAGUGCCUUUGGACAGCCAGUCCCUAUCCUCAGCUCCCUUUUAAGUCUGAUUCUUUUUUUUUUUUCAGAGACAGUUUCACAUUGUCAUCCUUGGUAGAGUGCUGUGGCAUCACAGCUCACAGCAACCUCCAGCUCUUGGGCUUAGGCAAUUCUCUUGCCUCAGCCUCCCGAGUAGCUGGGACUAUAGGCACCUGCUACAAUGUCCAGCUAUUUUUGUUGUUGUUGUUGUUAUUGUUGCAGUUUGGCUGGGGCCUGGUUCAAACCUGCCACCCUUGGUAUAUGGGGCCGGCACCCUACUCACUGAGCCACAGGCAUUACCCCCUAAGUCUGAUUCUUAUCCAUGUCUCUUGCUUCUAUUACUGUUUACACAGAAAAGUAAACACUAGCAGAUACACCUGGGGGGAGGAACCCUCAGAAGCCUGUGAAUGUUGGUAUGAGCUGGUAAACCUUAAGCCCAUUUGACUCGUCCAAUUACCUGCCAGAGGUGUCUUUCACUGUGUUUAAAAAUACAUUGCAUUCCAAACUGGUCCCCUCUGUGCAUUACUCUACUAAAAAUGUGUCUGGUAUGUUUGAGACUUAAGAGAGAAAAGAAAAGCUUCCUCUUAACUAGCACCCAAGUGGUACUGUGGCUUAACACACUAGGGGCCUUGUCCUGAGGCCGUAUACUGUUCUGGCCCUGUAUUUCUUUUGCAUCUCACUCUCAGCUUGUUUUCAGCAGCCAGUUAAACAUUAAUCUUGGGGCAGAUGCCAAACCAGAAGAAGAGGGAGGACUAAAACCUGCUCCCUAAUCAUCCUUGUUCUCACGCUUUAAUUAGGAGACAACAUGGAAUUCUCUUUCUCUUUUGGUGCUUGAGGGUUUAUGUCAAUGUUUGCUGGGCUUUUGGGUCUUUUUUUGGCUGGAAAAAAAAAAAAAGUUGCUGUUUUUGUAUUGCUUCCUGUAGCUCUUUACACACUGAAAGGAUGUGACCUGGGAUUAGUGUCGAUGACCAUAUUUUGCAGGAAAAAAGAUUACUCUUGGUAGGAUUCACCAGGAUUGCCUCAGAUCACAUUUUCAGUUUUCAGCAGUGAGAGCCAGUGACCUUCAUGCACCCCAGUCAGUUUCUGUGUCAUAUAUUUGUUAGACUCCAGAGCCCAAAAGAAAGGCAAGCUGUUCCCCCACCAACCUGGAAAUCCUCUUUACAGUUGUGUUGGACAUCACUACCCUCAUGACUAGCAUCACUGGGGGAAUCAUUUGAAACACUUUCCUCAAGAGGAUAGGUCAGCCUUGCCAGUGAAUGGUUUUGUUCCUUUAACAAUUCCAGUAUAUUUACUAGUCACUUUCAAACCUGGAAGCAUGACAAUAAUUAGAUUUCAUGGCUUCUUUUUAAGCAGGAAGCAGGGUGGGAUAGCCAGAAGGCCAGUGCCCAGGAUCAGCUCAGCCCCUGACCCCACCACUAGGUCACACAUUUGGCUUUGCUGAGCCUGGACUGCUCAGCAUCCUUUCUCCAGUGAUCGGGAUGAAUUAGAGCACCUUUAAAAACCCCACACACACUCUAAAUUCUGUAAUGUAUUGUAAUUGCAGAAGAUAACUUCGCAAGGUGAAACUGAAGUCAUUACAACUUUUCUACACAAAGAUUAUAGUCAUUUUUUUUUUCUCUAAAACCUUAGGCUUUUGUAUUUUUUAUUUUAGUUUCACUGUUAAUCCUUGAUUAUUGUCUUUUUUUAUUGAGAUGUUGAAGAAGCAGGAGGUAUUUGUUCCUGGUCUACUAUUGCAAAAAUGUAAUAAUAAACUUCCUGAAAAUAAGAUAUUUUCCUCAUAAUUACACUGUUUACACAUAAGAACACAUGUAGACUUUUUACUGAAAUAUAAUUUUAACUAUUUGUAGGGAAAUUGUUUUCAAAGAUUUUGAAUCUUAGCUCCAUAAUUUAUAGAGAUCUUAUUCUUAUAAUUUUUCUACUUCUUUGACAAGAGAAAAGUGAGUCAGAUUAUUUUUCCUCCAAGAUCAAAAAGAAUAAUCUUGAAACAGGAUUGUGACUUCACUUGGGGGUCCUGGGAACAAACGUCUAAGGACUUUGCAUUAUAAGCUAAGGGCUCCCAUUAGAAUGAUAGUCAUCUGGAUCAAUUGCUCUCGGUUACCUUCUGCACAUGGUGUUAGCAUGGACUGGGAGGGUAUGGUUUGAAGAUGUGACCACCUUUAGUCUCUUUAUGUUUAUUAAAAUACGUCUUUAAAAUUUUUUUUUGCUUAAUAUAUCACUAGGCAUUCAAAACCAACACUAAAUUUAUUUUUCAUUCCCCAAAACAUCACAGCAAAUGACUCUAGUCCUAAUUUUAUUUGAAGGUGGUUCAUUAUUUGUUAAUCACAGUUUUUAUUACCACAUAUCAAACAAAGCCUAGCAUUACGAGAACCAUCAAAAAUCGGUUUUGAAUGAAAGCCUCUGGAACACAUCUUCAAAGUUCGUAUGUAAUAGUAGCAUAUAUACAUGAAGACACACAUGUGCAUGUGUGUGUGUGUGAAUGAGAAGAACCAGGAAGCCCCAAGGAGGAGGACCUGGUGAUGACAUGGUCCAGAGACCCAGAGACCAGAGGAGCUCCAGGGAAUGGUGGAGUGGAGGUUCUGUCAUUGCAGGGAUUAUUGUUCCAGCCAUAAAACGAAGAGACCACUCACAUGAAACAUGAACGCCUUCCAGUCAUCAGCAUGGUUUGUGAUCAGAGCUCACUUGUGCUCAGAAUUCUGCCAUCACUGGGUCUUCUGCACAAUUGGGCAUCUCCUCUCUUUCCCAAAUAAGCAGGUUUCUAAAAAGAGGCAUGUAGAUAUUUGGUGCCAUUGCCUGUGUGUGGCUGGUGGGGGCUGAACUGACUACAGGUAGGAAAGACAGAAACCUCUCCAGAAAAAUGGCAGCCAUGAGCAUGCUCGCGCGCUCUCUCUCUCUCUCUCUCUCUCUCUCUCUCUCUCUCUCUCUCUCUCUCUCUCUCUCUCGACUGUCCACAUGGCUGUGGGCUGAGCUCUUUGAAUUUCAAUUUCUUCAUUUGUCAAAGUUGAACAGCAUACACAGAGACUUCCUCCUGUCCCAGGCGACUUCAAUAUAUAGACAGAUAUUUGCGGAGGUGCCUGCCAUCUUUGAGGGCUUCUGUGUUCAGCAUGGUGACAAUUGUAUUUCACCACGUCAUGAGCCACUGAGUCUUCCCCUCACUGUGAUCAGCACCUGCCUCAAGAAGAAAUGCAGUGAAGGUGGGUUUUCUUUUACUAUUUAAGAAGCAAAGAGAGGAAGUCCUUGCUUUAAAAAAAAAAAAAAACUUUCACAACAUGCAUGCAGCCCUUUCAGAUCUUUUGGUACCAUUCUCUCUGUGAGGUAUGUCAGAUGUGCUUAACAAGCUCACUCUGAAGUGAUUCCCUGAAAUUUAGGAAGCUUUGCUCUGAAGUAAAAGACAGUCUAUUUAAGGCUUAUUUUAUUUGCAUUCCAGACCCAGGGGGAGGUGAUCCUUAAAUAUGUGAUCCUUGUAUUUCCCUGAUGUGGCAUUUAGGAGAGUUUGCCCUGGCCCAAGAGUUGGCAGUAGGCCUGCAGCUUGGUGGACUAGAUGCCUGUGUACAGAUGGCACCCGAGGAGAGGAGUGACACAGCAUGGACUAGAAGGGGAUGGCAUUAGUGACCUUAGCCUCUGAAUCUUGUACUCCUUUUGUGAGGUGUUGCAUUGAACCUUGAAAAGAAAAGUGUUGAGUUUGCUGAGAAAAGAGCUCAUUUAGUUCAGUUCUACCAGUUCAAAAAGUAAAAACCACCAUGUGAACAGGCCUUGGUGGCAGAUGAGACUCUAGUUUGCCCUUGUGUUCAGAGAAAGGUAUGGUCUGAAUUUUGAGGUGGCGCAGAGCCCAAAGGGUGUGGAUUUACUAAUCCUGCUUCUGAGAUCCCACUUUUCAGGGUCUGUCUUGUAUGUUCUCUAGAAAGAGGUCUUGGAAACCUCUCACAGCUCCUCUCUCUCUCUCUCAUUCCCUGUAGAACUCUCUAAAAUGUGAAAGCCGGUUAUUCUUUUAGGGUUCAGGAUGGCAUACUGAAAUAGGUAGAUUCCAGUUCCAGACUGCAGUGUUGGUAUCUCUUCAGGUGAAAACUUACUUCAAACCACAAACAGGUUACUAAUUGCCUGAGGCAUCCUCUGUACCCCUUCUCUGCUCAGCUGUGUCUGAUGCUUCCCAGGAGAGCAGCUCCUUUGAAUAGACUCCUGUGCUGGUAGGUCUGCUGACUCUGAAGGCUGUGACCACACCUCCAAGCUGUGAGCCUGGAGGACCUGAGGGUGCUAAGAAUAGCUGUGCUUGCCAUGCAUGGGGCAUUGUUUAACCCACAUUUUGCUUUACUAGUCUCUUGGAGAACUGAACUUUUCUCAGCAUUUGAAUUCUCUAUUCAAAGGAUGCAAUCCCAAAACACAACAGGAGGAAGCAGCAUGUGACUGGAAAUAAGUUGAAAGCUCAUGAUAUUCAUUCUUAGGGAUUGGUGUCCACCUGUAGAGAGUGAUGGGAAGUGGGAUACAACUCAGAAAUAGACCAUGGCUCCUGCUCAGCAAAACAGACUACACACUGGGGCAAGGGCAUCUCUCUACUAAGGUGUGGUGUGGCUAAGAACAAGGUGAGAAUUGCUCUUGUAUUUAACCCUGACAUUCAGACAUUCAAACCUCUUAACAUGUCAUUGUGAGGCCCUUGCUUUGAGAGACCUUGAAGACUUUGCAUCUGGUCAAUUACACAUGUUCUAGGAGUUACACUGGCAAGUGGCUCUGCUGCUUGCUCCAUAGUAAAAGUGGAAAUUUAGCCUGAAAAUGAAGUGCUGUAUCUUUGAGCUGCUUAUACAAGAUAGUUUUUCUCUUCGGGUGGUUUUCUUUUUGAUACGUAUGUAACGCAAACCAAAGCGAAACACUAGAACAGCUACUCUGAGGUCCUGAUUAGCCUGAAUUUCCUUCUGGGGCGAGGACAGCCUGGUCUCAGGUGAGCAGGGCAGGCAAGGUGGGUGGUAGAAGGGCUCUGCCAUCCCUAGCCUGGUCCUGCCCCGUGACAAUAAGACCUAUUGUUCCAGCCUGUCAACUUGGGUACCCUUUUAUUAGCUAUGAAUUCACUUCACUUUGUUUUAAAAAGCUGAUGUACCUUGACUAUGAAGUCAAGGUAGAGUUUUCCUGACAGGUUUCAGAGUCCAGCCUUGCCCAGCAUUUGUCAGCCUGGGUUGUCUUGUACUCUGAAUCUCAUCUGUUAAAAUGUGACCGGAAGUACAGAUGAGGAAAUGUUUAUCUCCAGAGUCAAUCACACAGGCCAUCAAGAGCAUGACCCUCUCUGGGUAGGACAUAAAAAUGUCCUUCAGACCUGGUUCUAGUGUUUUCUGGUACCAGCUCCAAUCAGGAAGGAGGACAGUGAGAGGAGAGUUGCUAGGAAUGGCCAUAGUGCCUGGCCUGCUGGCCCCAUUGUUGCUGUCUAAAACUUCAUUCUCUACCCAGAAGUACAGUGAAAGCUGAUCUGAACCAUAUCCAGAGUCUAGGGACCAUCUAGGUGGCAUGCAGAUUGCUGGGUUCAGCACCAAAGGCAGUGCUAAACCUCCACCCCCAGAUUGUAGGGUCCCCUUCUCCUCUGACAGCUGGUUUCUGUGGUCCUCUGCCUCCUCAAAAAGGUCAAUACAAAUUAUGGGCAGAGGAAGCUCAGUCACCUAAGAAACUUGGAAAUGCACAUGUCAAAAGUCAAACCAGACUUGCAUCUGAAAAUCAGAUUAAUAAAGUCAUUUCUUUGCAGCUCUCCUACUCACCCAUGGUGUCUGGAUGAAGCUAUGAACAUUUUCCAUCUGGGUGGUCAGAACCUCUUGCCCACUUGAUAGUGUGUGUCUGCAGGACUCACCUGCAUCCUGCCGACACCUCAGGCCAUUGCUCCAAUCAAGCCUUCCUGCUAGGAGUCAACCUGUUAAGUCUUUUUUUUUUUUUUUAAAGAGAUGGGUCUCACUCUGUCACCCGAGUUAGAGUACAGUGGUGUCAUCAUAGCUCACUGUAACUUCAAACUCCUAGGCUCAAGUGUUCCUCCCACUUCAGCCCUCAGCCUCCCAGGUCAGGUAGGUAGGACUACAAGUGCACACAUACCACCAUGCCCAGCUAUUUUUUUUUUUUUUUUGUAGACACAGGGUCUCAACUAUGUUGCCUAGACCAGUCUUGAACUCCUGGGCUCAAGUAAUCCUCCCACCUUGGCCUCCCAAGUCACAAGGAUUACAGCUGUGGGCUACCAUGCUACCAUGCCUGCCUGGCCCUUAGAUGCUUUAACAAGCCUAUUUAUAAAAAAUUUUAAAUAGAUCUCUAUUGAGUCAGUCAGUCUUUAGAAUUUGAAAGAAUUGCCUUUGGACCUGUUAUGCAAAUUGGUUUAAAACCUUCAAAGUGUCCUUUUCCUGAUUGGCAAGCUAUUCUCUGUUGAUGCCAGUGUAACUAGGCAGAUUGCUCAGCCCCCUCUCAUUGCUACCGUCCUGAACUCACCCUUCCUGCACUUCAGCUUGUCCCAGCAUAGCACAGGAGCAGAGGCUGCUGAGGCAACUUAAGAUGACAUUUGGCUCUAGCACCUAAGCAUUCAGGACAGAAACAGAGCCUCAGGGGUCUGAAAUACUGAAAGGAAAUUGGGGCUUCAGCACAGACACUUACCACGGGACUGUCACUGCGGUGCCAGAGCCACCUGCAAUGGGGCCUAUUGUGCUGUGACCAGCCUCAGUUUAUGGAUACUGUGUACCAGGUUAAAAUACACAAUAAAAGUGUACAAAAUGUAUUUUAUAGCCAUGGUGGUUAGUUUAACAUGUUUUGUAUAUAUGAUUUUUAUAAAUCUUAUUAAAAUUGGCCUUAAAUUA